UUGUGAGGGCCCACAACACUCGGGGAAAAAACAAAAACCUAUCUUUGAUUUGAUAGCAUUCAGUAGGGAGUGCCUCAGGCGAAACAUGACUUUUUAUUGAAAUAACGAGCCGAAACAUCAAAGUCAUACGGGUCAAAAAAGUGGAUUUUAAAAGCCGACAUAAUGGGGAAUGAAACAGUCUGGUGCUUUGUCAAAGUAUGGUAUCCUGGCUCUUCUUGAUUACGCUUGGAUUUACGUAGCCUUAUUUUAGAGCGUGUGUGGACGCACUCCGUCACUAUCACAGGUCUACUCGGUCAUUGUGGUAGGAAAAAAGCAGUUCCUAAUUGAAUGGCAGUUACAGAGACGAGGCACACAUUGUGCAUCAGUUGGUUUUGCCCGAUUUUGUUGUUUAGUUUGUUAAAAUAAGCCAGGAAAUACAGAGGGUCGGAUAGAGAUUCCAUCUUGCCCACUUUGGAGUCCAAGAUCAAGUUGAGAACAGUUACUGCUCAUCAUGAUGAAAUGUUUUGAAGACUCUUUUGUUGCAUUUUGCAAGCCAUGCUGAUGAGAAGGAAUGCUUAUAAGGAAUCAAGUCCUUGAAAGACAACUGAUGGAUGGUGGCAAAUCCUGUUGUGUCACAACCAAGCAACAUAUCUUCUUUACGCUACUCAGGGAAAUUUGGAUUUGCAAGGAAAACCGUAGAUGUUCUAAAAACUGCUUGACAAGUUUUGUACUUAAACAUGGAAGUCAAGCAAGGGUCAUCGACAAAGUUGAAAGCCGACUUCUUCCGUGACACUAAAACCGCAAGAUCCACUCCCGGCUACACAUCAGAUGAGUCAUCUGCUCUGAUGGGUGGUGGUGUGGAAGUAAUUUUGCCCAGCGCCGAAUCGACGGCCGGGAAGACGUCCAGCUUCGGCGCGGUGUUCAUCGUUGUGAAUGCCUGCAUCGGUGCUGGAUUGCUGAAUUUCCCGUCUGCCUAUCAGGCCGCUGGUGGCGUGUCAGUUGGGGCUAGUAUGCAAGUGCUUUUCCUGUUUCUGAUCAUUUCGUCUCUACUGGUCUUGGCCGUCUGCGCCGACGUACAAAACUCGGCGUCCUACCAGGACAUUAUGCAGUCGAUGUGCGGCACAGUGGGUAACUUAGCCUGUGCAACCUGCGUCAUCAUCUACUGCUUUGGGACCUGUGUGGCGUUCUUUAUUAUCAUGGGAGACCAGCUGGACAGCAUUUUAGCUCUAGCAACGCACAAUGAAGACACAGGGCAUUGGUACACAGACCGAAAGUUCACCAUCACCGUCCUAGCAGUUUUGAUUGUUUUGCUCUGUCUUCCAAAGAACAUCAGCAUCUUGAAGUGGCCGAGCUCUGUUGGAGUUAUUGGGACCAUUUACGUUGCCGUGGUGGUAGUUGCCAACUACUACCUGCUUCCGGCCAAUGCAGCCACGCACAUAGUGACCAGGCCUACAUCUUGGACCGAGGUGUUUGCUGCUGUGCCCACGAUAUGUUUUGGCUUCCAAUGCCACAUCAGCUCGGUGCCGGUGUACGCUAGCCUGAAGGAGCGCACGUUGGGCCAGUUUGGCAGGGUGAUUACUGGUGCCCUGCUCAUCGCCACGGUGACUUACAUACUGACGGGCGUCUACGGAUCCCUCACAUUUGGUGACCAGGUGUGCUCUGAUGUGCUGCUAUCCUACGAUGCUGGGAAUGUCAUGGUGACAGUUGCCAGGGUGAUGAUUUUAGGCAAUAUGUUAACGUCCUACCCCAUUCUUCAUUUUUGUGGCCGGUUAGCUAUUGAAACCGUGUACAUCACAGCAACGAAACUUUCCCCGGCUGCUGCAGAGUUAACUCAAACUAGACGUCGAAUCAUUGAGACGUUAACAUGGUUUGUCUUGUCGCUGGUGCUGGCGCUGUUUGUGCCCACCAUUGGGAGCGUCAUCUCAGUCAUCGGCGGCCUGGCCGCUGUUUUCAUCCUUGUCUUCCCAGGAUUGUGCUUGACCCAGUAUGCUCUGAGCUCUGUCGCUGCCGAACAGAGUCCUGCCAAGAGACGAUGCCAGAUCGUGCUGGGUGUUGUAUUCGUGGCGUUGGGUACGUUCAUGUUUGGGGAAAGCGUCACCGAGGCUUUGAUGGUGGACUUUGGGGCACUGCCCUCUGGAAUCUCAGGUUGCUGAACAAGGAGGGCUGGCACGGUUUAUGGCGACAUUCGGCUCAGGCAGUCGUCAAAUUGCCACAUCUUGAAUUUUCUGCAAGAGAUCCUCUUGCCAAGAGUGGAAACAAGUUAUUUCAGGGAUGUGAUUGGUUGCUUUUCAUGUAAAUGUAUAGCGUACAUUAGAUUAAAACAGAGACAGUAACUGAAGCCCAUACUUCAUCCAGCGUACCCAAAGCAAAUUGUAAAUGUUGUUACAUGAUGCACUUAAAGUGAAGCCCAUGAAAAAACAUAGCACAUUACCAAGAGUUGUCAUUACCACCACAGAUCCUAGGGGGAGACUGGGGCUAGUUGUUAGAGGGGCAGUGUUUCUCUCCUUCCAGUCCAAACAGCUGAGCAAGCUCUAGCCCCAAUCACAUGGUCAACAAUUGACCCUACAUGUUCAUGCUUUAAUGAGAGCUCAUCAGUAUGUUGCAUCUUAACACCAUGGCAAAAAACAACAAUUCCCUCGUUACAAAUACAAAUGGCAGACAAAACCGAACAAAUCGAGGGUAUUGCAUAAAAGAGACAAUGAAAAUUGCUCCAGAUACAAGUGAGCUUAUACUUUGCCAGUCUUGAUUUUACCUUAUAAGGAAAAUAAAAGGAACAAAGUAGAACGCGUCUCUGGGUAUUGUGUGGAAUUAUUAGUAGUGUAUCAUAUUUAUUGAAACACAGUCCCAUAACCCUAACUACCCUAUUAAGGUUCCUGAAAUUGAAACUGUAGGCUUUUUCAAGAUUUGUCGAUAGAGUACCACACAUACGACUUUGUUGUUCAUCUUUGUGAGUUCAAAGAACCUAGGCCUAAGGUGAUGUUUGUUUUUGUUUUGGGGACACACUGUAGGUAGAGUGGAGUGACUGGCUAGCGGUACCAUGGGUGAGGCUGUGCUUGAUUUUGUCAGGUUUGGUACCACUCCUCUGGAAAUCUCCCGUAUACUGCAGGGACAUAUCCAUACCAAAUGAAUGUGCAAUCUUGUUGACGUGUUUAACAGUUUCUGGCCAGUCGUGUGCCAAUAAUUACUAUGAACACCUUAUGGAUACAACACUACUAGUAGUUUCUGUUGAACAUUAGUACUGUUCAGUACAACUUGCAUCUGGGCACGGUAAUUUCAUAAAUUAGGGGUCCAAAGUUUUUCGUGACCCUGUCACAUCUGACAUGUAGUUUGUAAGUUCAGAACAAAUUCUCUGAUUUCCAAGAGUGAUGAAUUAAUGAUAAUUACAUACCAAACAACUAGAAAUAGUUUGAAAUCGAUUUCAGUGACAUGUCCCUGUCAAGUUACACUUUUAGACCCCAACUUUAUAGAAUGACCCAUCUACAAGUUAGGCCUAUUGUUUGGUACUCAGUGGAAUAACUGCGGUGCCCCCUUUUUUUUCGAGGGGACACACAAAAGAAUAAGUUGCAGCAAAUAAACUCAGAGAUUUCAAAUGGGA
This is a messenger RNA of Acanthaster planci (crown-of-thorns starfish), 3574 nucleotides long. It is a transcript of the gene slc38a7, whose product is annotated as solute carrier family 38 member 7. Gene Ontology annotation, biological process: amino acid transmembrane transport. Lineage: Eukaryota; Metazoa; Echinodermata; Asteroidea; Valvatida; Acanthasteridae. Gene Ontology annotation, molecular function: L-amino acid transmembrane transporter activity. The record is from RefSeq and is a predicted model, not a curated record. Gene Ontology annotation, cellular component: membrane.